AUGUCGCGCAUCAAAAUGGCUACUUUUAACUACAUAAGCACCACAGCGAGGAGGAGGAAAGCGUUUUUAAUGGACCUGUUGCGUGAGGAGCGAGCUGACAUUAUCUUUCUCCAAGAGACAAAAAUAUGCUCUCUAGAAAAGGCGAACACGUGCCUGGAGUUUUUUGGCCACAUUUUCUGGUGCGCCCACACGCUAACAGCGAAUCGUGCCGGCGGACGCUUCGCGCUCGUUGACUGCAUCAUCGGGAAUCGGCUAACGCGGCUCGUCUCCGUCUACCCACCGAACAACACGGCUGAGCGCAAGGAUUUCUUCCUAAGGCUGCGUCCUCUCCUGGACACACCGGCGGCGCUCGUGGUUGGCGGGGACUUUAACUGCGUCCUCGACGGCCGUGACGGGCUGCGAGGAUCGGCGGUCCCUAGAGCGGACAUGGGGGCGGCUGCGCUGCGCGACGCUGUGCGCGACUUCGACGUCGUGGAUGUGACGGAGAUGCUCGACACCUUUUCUCCGCGGUUCACGCGGUGGACGGGAACCUCGCAGGCGAGGCUAGAUUGUGUCUACGUCUCCGGAGAGCUCUACGGAGGGGUUGCGACGUACGACGCCAGUAUUGUGGCCUCUUUCGAUCAUGGCUUCGUCUCCACUGUGAUGAAAUUCGGCGGACCGAGGGCGGACCAAGCACGACGCGACGCACCGUGGAAAAUGAACGCCGGCCUACUGGAUAGCGAGGAGUUCAUCAAGGAGACGCGGCGUGCCCUCCAGAACCUGGAGGAAGGCGGCGCGGACGCGGUCUCGUGGGGGGAGUUCAAGAUCAAGCUCCGGGAUGCCGCCUGCGCGCUCGGCCGCCACAGGGGCGCAGAGGAACGUCAAGUUCGGAUUCACCUCACGAACACCCUCAAGGCACUGCUGGAGGAGGAGGAAAGCAGCCUAGGAUCCUUCAGUGACGCUUCACUCCAACGUUGCAUGUAG
Ixodes scapularis (black-legged tick) is the source of this 963-nucleotide messenger RNA. RefSeq lists its product as uncharacterized. NCBI's taxonomy places the organism in Eukaryota, Metazoa, Arthropoda, Arachnida, Ixodida, Ixodidae. Bases 1 to 963 code for a protein of 320 amino acids. The record is from RefSeq and is a predicted model, not a curated record. The transcript has a single exon. Gene Ontology annotation, molecular function: endonuclease activity; DNA binding. Gene Ontology annotation, biological process: DNA repair.